GUCUGCUCCGACCACUGAAACCGAAAAUCUCGGAAACCGAGAUUCACGCAACACCGGCCCUGCUCACCAGGAGUGACCUCACAUUUAAACAGAUGUCUCAAGCACACGCACACAUAACGUGUUGUGUUAAACCACCAGUACCAGUUAUGACUAAAGGAGACGGUGGAGGCGUAGCUGUAGGGUCUAUUUGACAAAUCAUAGAACUGAGACAUAUGAACGCAGUGACACAUUGUGUUAAAAAAAGGGAACAAAGUAGGGAUAUCUAUAAAAACCAAGGAGGAAACCAUAGUGGAUGGAUGCCAGCGCUGUUGCAAGGAUGUGGAAUGGCACGGAUCCUCUGAGAAAUGACAUCUUUUCUUGUGCGUCCCCAUCUGUAGAGGGCUACCGUUAUUUUGGUGUCCUCUUGGGAUCGUCUGUGACUAUAGUAGGAACCAUAGGGAAUAUUCUGACGGUCCUCGCCUUUGCCACUGAUUCCAGCUUGAGGACACGUUUCAAUGUUCUCAUAGUAAACCUUGCCCUCGCUGACCUUCUUUACUGCAUGAUGCUACAACCGGCCAGCAUUGACUCAUACCUGCACCUGCGCUGGAGAGGAGGAGCCACGUGGUGCCGAAUGUUUGGAUUCCUUCUGUUCCUGUCCAACAGUGUGUCCAUUAUAACAUUAUGCCUCAUCGCUAUGAGCCGUUAUUUGAUUGUUGCGCAUCGCACUUCUUGCUGCGCCCGUCUGCUCCUGUCCCGCCGUGGAGUGGCAGUGCUCCUCAUCUCAUCCUGGCUACUGGGUCUAGCCAGUUUCGCCCCACUUUGGCCCGUCUAUAUGUUUGUCCCGCAAGCGUGCACCUGUAGUUUUCACCGCAGUAAAGGGCGGCCUUACACCACAGUGCUGCUUCUCCUGUACUUCUUCUUGGGCUUGGGUUGUGUGGGCCUUUUCUACUUACUGAUCUACCGUAAGGUGCGUGUAGCUGCUAAGGCUUUUCUGAAGUACAGGCCUAGUCGUCGCUCAUCAAAAUGCAAGCAUGACGAAGCUGAAGCGGCAAUGGAUGACAGCGGGAUCAGUGAUGGAUCUUCAACAACUCUAAGCUGUGAGAUCAGUAAUGAUGAAGCAGGAGAGGAGCAGAAUAGGAACAAAGCAGAGAAAUCUGAGGGCCACACAACCACAAAAGAACCAAAAAACUCCAUUCAAGAUGACUCAAAAGACAUAGAAAUGUCUUCUAAACCAUCUCCAGUAACAAUCAAGACCACUCCAGCUGCCGGCUCAGGAGAGGACAGUGAAUUUAAGCGUGUAACUCGAAUGUGCUUUACAGUUUUCUUGUGUUUUGUAGGCUGCUUUGCACCAUUUCUGCUGCUGAAUAUAGCUGAUAAGGCGAACCGUGCACCACAGGUUAUUCAUAUGUUGUGUGCAAACCUUGCUUGGUUAAAUAGUUGCAUUAACCCUUUGUUGUAUGCAGCCAUGAACCGGCAGUUUAACCAGGCCUAUAAAAACCUACUGCGCAAAGCAUUCAUUAACCUAUGAGGAAGUCAUGGCCUAGUGGUUAGAGCGUUUGACUCCUAACCCUAAGGUUGUGGGUUUGAGUCUCGGGCAAUACCACGACUGGGGUGCCCUUGAGCAAGGCACCGAACCCCCAACUGCUCCCCG
Molecule: messenger RNA, 1630 nt
Organism: Cyprinus carpio (common carp)
Lineage: Eukaryota; Metazoa; Chordata; Actinopteri; Cypriniformes; Cyprinidae
Product: G protein-coupled receptor 84-like
Biological process (GO): neuropeptide signaling pathway
Cellular component (GO): membrane
Molecular function (GO): urotensin II receptor activity
Source: RefSeq, a predicted model, not a curated record